AUGCUACCCAUCUCGAUUCCCGAUAUCCCCCUCUCGCUUCUUGCGCCUGCCGCCGCAACCACUUUCGCAUACCUGAAUGCCAAGUACGCGCUAUUCUAUGAUGUCAAGUUGAUCGGUGGUUUGCUCAAAUCAAUCGUCAAAUCCCGCCUUGCCUUUCGUCGGGAUAGCGUGAAUCUCUUCUACAUCCUGGAACAGCAUGCGCUGGCCCCCGCGACCAAAGAUGCCGAAUUCGUCGUCUACAACGGACGCUCUUGGACCUUCCACGAAACGUAUGUGACGGCGUUGCGCUAUGGCACCUGGUUGAAGAAUGUUCACGGGGUCAAGCCCCGGGAAGUCGUGGCAAUUGAUUUCAUGAACUCCUCCACGUUUGUCUUCUUGAUGAUGGGUCUCUGGAGCAUCGGUGCGGUGCCCGCCCUGAUCAACUAUAACCUGGCGGGGAAGCCCUUGUCGCACAGCAUCCAAACCUCGACGGCGCGGCUGCUCAUCGUGGACGAAGAAGUCCACCCAUCUUUCCCACCGGAGCAGAUCGAGACCUUGAGAUCGCCCGACUUCCGCGAAGGAAAGGGCCCGGUAGAGGUGGUCUUUUUGACGCCCGAGGUGGAGAACCAAAUUCUUCAGACGGAAGCCACGCGAGAGGAGGACGAAGCUCGCAGUGGCGCGACGCUUCGAGACAUGGCGAUGCUGAUCUACACCAGCGGCACUACCGGUCUUCCCAAGCCCGCGAUCGUCAGCUGGAGGAAAUGCUGGAAUGGAGGUAUCUUCGUGCCGAACUGGCUUGGCCUGUCGAAGGGCGAUCGGUUGUUUACAUGCAUGCCGCUCUACCACUCGUCGGCCUGCAUUUUAGGGCUUGUGUCCUGCCUGAUGACUGGCACCACCAUCAUCAUUGGUCGCAAAUUCUCCGCCCGGAACUUCUGGAGAGAAGCGCGCGAGAGCAACGCCACCAUCGUUCAAUACGUGGGCGAAACCCUCCGAUAUCUGCUAGCCGUCCCUCCCACCAUCGACCCCGUCACCGGAGAGGACCUAGACAAGAAGCACACGAUCCGCGCCGCCUUCGGCAAUGGCUUGCGACCCGACAUUUGGAACCGCUUCAAAGAGCGAUUUAACGUCCCCACCAUCGCCGAGUUCUACGCCGCCACCGAAGGCACCUCGGGAUCCUGGAACCUGUCAUCCAACGACUUCACCGCCGGCGCCAUCGGCCGAAACGGCGGACUGAGCUCGCUGAUCCUCGGCGGCGGCAUCACAGUCGUCGAGGUCGACCACGAAUCCCAGCAACCCUGGCGCGAUCCCGCCACCGGCCUCUGCAAGGCCGUUCCGCGCGGUGAACCAGGCGAGCUCAUGUGGGCGAUCGACGCGCGUGAUCCGGGCGACAAAUUUCAGGGCUAUCUAGGGAACUCCAAGGCCACGGAGGGGAAGAUCCUGUACGACGUGCUCCGCAAAGGCGACGCGUACUUCCGCACCGGCGACAUGGUGCGCUGGGACCCCGAGGGCCGAUGGUUCUUCAACGACCGCCUCGGCGACACCUUCCGCUGGAAGAGCGAGAACGUAUCCACCAGCGAAGUGGCCGAGAUCCUCGGCGCCCAUGCCGACGUGCACGAGGCCAACGUGUACGGCGUCGCACUGCCCAACCACGACGGCCGCGCUGGCUGUGCCGCCGUCGUCAUGGAGCAGCAGCUCCAGGCGACUGAUACCUCCGUCUUGUCGCCUCCCAGCCCGACGACGCUUGAGAGCCUUGCUGCGCAUGUCCUGAAAAGCCUUCCGCGCUACGCUGCGCCGCUGUUCCUGCGCUUCACGCCGCAGAUGCAGGCCACGGGGAACAACAAGCAGCAGAAACACGUUCUGCGGACCGAGGGUGUGGAUCCGUCCCUAGUCACGGCCGCCGACAAGAUCUACUGGCUUCAGGGGAACACCUACGUGCCGUUUGAACAGAAGGACUGGGACAGACUUCAGGGGGGGCAGGUGAAGCUGUAG
Molecule: messenger RNA, 1968 nt
Organism: Aspergillus steynii IBT 23096
Lineage: Eukaryota; Fungi; Ascomycota; Eurotiomycetes; Eurotiales; Aspergillaceae
Product: putative long-chain fatty acid transporter
Exons: 3
Coding region: 1-1968 (655 amino acids)
Molecular function (GO): long-chain fatty acid-CoA ligase activity; long-chain fatty acid transmembrane transporter activity
Source: RefSeq, a predicted model, not a curated record